This is a messenger RNA of Medicago truncatula (barrel medic), 995 nucleotides long. Its product is annotated as caldesmon. Gene Ontology annotation, molecular function: protein binding. The transcript has a single exon. Lineage: Eukaryota; Viridiplantae; Streptophyta; Magnoliopsida; Fabales; Fabaceae. The coding region runs from base 20 to 793 and encodes 257 amino acids. The record is from RefSeq and is a predicted model, not a curated record.
GACUAAAUCCACAGCGUGCAUGAAGAAUUCAUGGAUUAAUGUAGGUGAAAAGGACGUGAAGGAGACAAUGGUAUUGAUUGUGCUACCAAACGGCGAAAAGUUUGCAUUAGACGUAAACCCUAACGCCACCACUCUCCAUCAACUGAAGGUCGCGAUCCAACAAUUCAAUGGCAUGCCUGUUUCCGAUCAACGUCUCUUCCUUUCUCUGAGUCUCGGACAAAACGAUUCCGAUCUCAUCUCUAACCUUGGAAUUCAACCCUUCUCAACCCUAACCCUACUCACCACAACACCUUCCAGCGUGAAGGAGUCGGAAUUAGACAAGGAAGCGAAAGAGGAAACAAUCGGGGCAACCUCCAGUACAGUAAAGGAUGAAUUAGUCAAGGAGGUAGAUUCUGAUUCUGAUUCUGAUUCUGAUUCUGAGUCUGAGUCCGAUGCCAAGGCCAGGGAGGACUCUGAAUAUUUGAUUUACCCAGAGUCAGAUUCAGAUGUGGAUGAUAAGAUAGAAAAGAGACGCCAAAGUGACCGUUUUGAAAUUCUUAGGAAGAGACGUGCUGCCGAAAUUGAUGAACAACGCAUGAGUAUCAUCUUUAAGGAUUAUGAGGAGAAGUUCUGUGCUGAGAUGGAGCGUUGGUGGGAAGAAGAAGACAAGAAGUUUUUUGAAGAAGAAAAGAAGUACAAGGAGGAGCUAUUGAAGGAGGCUGAGGAGGAUCGCAAGCAGGCCAUGAAGGAGGCUAGGAAGAAAGUCAAGAGGGCAAAGAAAGCCGAGGAGGCGAAGGCAAAGGCAAAGGAGUAAUGAAUAUUUCAAGAAUUAGAGAAGGACUAGAUUUGCACUAUUAUGUUUUUCAUGAUAAUAAUAAUAAUUGUAUUAGUAUGUUCUCCUUUGUGUGCCUCUCUCUCUUUGAGAAGAUUGUUAUGUUAUCUCUCUGUUCCGUGGGUUGUUUUUCUGUUUUCCCAAAAUACUACCUUCAUAAGGAUUUAUAACUAUUUUGUAUUCA